UGGGUAAACAGGCAUAUAGUCAUGCGUCACUCCUAUGAAACGUGUUUCAUGGUUCUCAUGGCAGCCCUCGGCUUUUGGUGUUUAAACAUUGAAGCGUUGGGAACUGCGUCAAGCGAGCUCCUCCACAGAGUGGCUCUCCUGUAUCCCCCCCUUCACUUGAUCUGCUGAUGGAACAAUCCUCAUUGCAGGGUGUGGAGCCAGUGCCGGCCAGACAGGCUAGACAACAAGAAGUAAUAACGGGAGAGCAGCGAGUUUGAUUCGAUACUGGCAAAAAAGAAAAUGGCUUUACGGGGAUAAAAAUGAUCGGAAUUGAAGAAACGCUUGGAGACAAAAGAAGCGUUACGUUUGUGGGUUGAAACCGAAGUUGCGAGAGUUACGGCGGCAAACGUUGAUGUGAAAGUGUUCGCGGAAGCUUCACUAAACCGAACGGAAUUGCGAGUGCGCUGACAGCUGUGGAUGGAAGUAUUUUUACAUUGUUUUGCCGGUUGAUAUUUUUUUACGAAGUUACUUAUCGAGUCCUGGUUUUACGAACGGUGGAGAGUUCCGAAUUGCCAGUUGCGAACUACAAGGGUCCCGGUUGUUGUUUUUUUUAAUCGACUUGACAGCGCGCGCGGCUGGACGACAGCGCGCUCACCGACAGUCAUAAUCCCAACUUUGAGUGAAAAUUGUAACUGCUUGAACAGAAAAGGAGGCGUUUGGAUUUCUCAAACUUGUUUCUGGAUAUCUUUCCAUUUUAUUUUUCGAUUCAGAGACAUCAACACAGCCUCUUUUUUUGCAGAACUGAAGAGGUUGUGCGCGUGCAAGCUUGGUCUCCUCCUGUUUAUUCGUUUGACAUUUGCGCUCGAACUUAAUUUUGUUUUCACCCACAUCGUAUUUUGAAAACGUAAAGGUUUUAUCCCUUCUUCAGUAGUUGUAUAUUGUGUGCCUGUAUCUUGCACUUUAGCACUUUGACUCGUCGUGGUUGUUUGUGCAUGCACGUGUUUGUUUUGAUCCUGCAAGCACACGAAACGUUUAUCACAAGCUAUAUGUUGUUGUCACCCGUGUUUUGAGCUCCUGCCUCCCUCCUCCACGAUUUUUGGACUUGCCAGCGAAUAAGGUCGCCUGUAGACACCUGCGGACUUUGCCAGAUCCAUUAAAUGGGGAAGGGGAGCUUUGUUUUUUUCACAACAGGAAGUCACUGAUACUUUUUUCAUCUGGAGCUGUUUUUUUGUGUGCGUAACAGGAUUAAGAAAAGUGGCAACAUAGCUAUUGAUGCCAAACGCUGCUGCUUUUUUAGUAGCCUAAUUGAAGUCACCGUAUGGUACCUAGACAGAAUCUAAGAAACACUUGCUAUUUUUGGCGGAAGUGAUGGGGUAAAUGGUGUUGAAAAUUGAGACCCCCACCCCCAUCUUUAAAGCUACCAACAUUUCCAGGUUUAGCUCUGGUUUCCUUGUCAGCUGCUGAAUUAUCUGGAUUGGAAAAUUAAAGUGGGGGGUCCUGUCUCAGCAAGGAUCUCAGUUAUAUGAACAGUUAUUGAUAUUUUAGCAAUGGAAUCCCCUAAGUAUCACUGGACAAUGAAUCUAGAUACAAUAAAGCUAACUUUAGUAACCAAAUAAGCUCAUCCCCAUAUAAACAGAGUAUAAAUAUACAAAUCUAUAUAUAUAUGUGUGUGUGUUACAGAGUAUAUAUAUAUAUAUAGGUCUAUAAAAUAUAUAAAACAUACAUAGUUUGAAUAUGUAUAUUUUUAUGCCAAAAGCGAGCAUUGUUGCCUGAAACCCAAUCCAUUGCCUUAGAAUAAAAUAGUAAUAAAGGGAAUAGCAAGGACAGAAACGAAACAGUGUUUGAAAUAACUAAACGGUGCCUUUUUCGUUCAUCGGUUUCUUCUGUCUGUCACUUCAGGAUUUCACAAGUAAUUGAAAGAUAUUUUUGUGCGUAGAUUAAAGUCCUAUCUUUAUAACUUGCCUUCACGGUUCAAACUUGAGUUUAGUUACCACUGGAUUGUACCCCACUGGAUUAUGUACUGAAGUUAUAGGCAUGUGAGAAGGAUUACUCUAUACUUGAUGUCAGCGAUUUUUUCAAAAGUACUUUUUGGGAUCCCCAACAAACUUUAUUAGAGUCAUUCUUUGGAUAUCACCGGCCAACGCAAAAGCAUUUCAGAUGGUGAUCACUUCGUCUGUGGAGGAGAAGCCGCAGCCUUCUAACAGAAUGGUCGCAAACUUGGCGACCGAAUCCUGGAUUGGCAGCCCAGAUCAAAAUCGCUUCCUACCCCAGUCACACCUGCUAAGAAAGCCGGCAAAAAGUGGAAGCAGCUCAGGAUGCAAGCCCCCCUCCUCUACCCUCUGCCAGCCUGCCGCCUUGGGCUUCUCCCCCGCUGAGCCAACCAUGUCGAGCCAGCACAGCCACCCCUCCUUUAGUAACAUCCACUCCAUGGCCGACCAGCAGCAGGUGCUGUCAGAUAUGACCAUCCUGCAGAGGAGGAUUCCACCCAGUUUUCGAGAUCCCGCCAGCGCACCGCUACGAAAACUCUCUGUCGAUCUCAUCAAGACAUACAAGCACAUCAAUGAGGUGUAUUACACAAAGAAGAAAAGGCGAGCCCAGCAGGUUCCCCCUGAGGACUCCAGCACCAAAAAAGAGCGCAAGGUGUACAACGAUGGCUACGACGACGACAACUAUGAUUACAUUGUGAAAAACGGGGAGAAGUGGCUGGACCGCUACGAGAUCGACUCGCUAAUUGGAAAAGGCUCCUUUGGACAGGUGGUGAAAGCCUAUGACCACCACGAGCAGGAGUGGGUGGCCAUCAAGAUCAUCAAGAACAAGAAAGCCUUCCUGAACCAGGCCCAGAUCGAGCUGCGGCUUCUUGAGCUCAUGAACAAACACGACACUGAGAUGAAGUACUACAUAGUCCACUUAAAGAGGCACUUCAUGUUUCGUAACCACCUGUGCCUGGUAUUCGAGCUCCUCUCCUACAACCUGUACGACCUCCUGCGCAACACCAACUUCCGCGGCGUCUCGCUCAACCUGACGCGCAAGUUCGCUCAGCAGCUGUGCACGGCGUUGCUCUUCCUGGCCACGCCCGAGCUCAGCAUCAUCCACUGCGACCUCAAGCCCGAGAAUAUCCUCCUGUGCAACCCCAAGCGCAGUGCCAUCAAGAUUGUGGACUUUGGCAGUUCCUGUCAGCUAGGACAAAGGAUUUACCAGUACAUCCAGAGUCGGUUCUACCGUUCGCCCGAGGUGUUGCUCGGCAUGCCCUAUGACCUGGCUAUAGACAUGUGGUCCCUGGGCUGCAUCCUGGUCGAGAUGCACACAGGCGAGCCACUCUUCAGUGGCUCCAAUGAGGUGGACCAGAUGAAUAAAAUAGUGGAGGUGCUAGGGGUCCCUCCUAACCAUAUGCUGGAUCAGGCCCCUAAAGCACGCAAGUACUUCGACAAGCUAUCCGACGGCCUCUGGACCGUCAAGAAGAACAAGGAUAUUAAGAAGGUACUUUAUCCUUCAGCCUCCGAAUAUAAACCACCUGCCACACGACGACUGCACGAGAUCCUGGGGGUGGAGACGGGAGGUCCAGGGGGGAGACGGGCUGGAGAACAGGGCCACGCGCCCUGCGACUACCUGAAGUUUAAGGACCUGAUCCUGCGCAUGCUGGACUACGACCCUAAGACACGCAUCACGCCCUUUUACGCGCUGCAGCACAACUUCUUCAAGAAGACGACGGACGAGGGCACCAACACCAGCAGCUCCACCUCCACCAGCCCUGCCAUGGACCACAGCCACUCCACCUCCACCACGAGCUCGGUCUCUAGUUCUGGUGGAUCUAGCGGUUCUUCCAAUGACAACCGAAAUUACCGGUACAGCAACCGGUACUACAACAGCGCAGUCACUCACACGGACUAUGAGAUGCAGAGCCCACAGGCUCCAUCUCAACAGCAGUUGCGCAUCUGGCCCGGAGGUGACAGCAGCAUGGGUCAGCUGUCCAACAGCAGCAGCGAUUCAUCUUACACCCAACUGAUGUUGCACAAGCCGGCGGCCACGCAGCACUCGCGCCACUUCCUGGGCAACAUCGGGGGCAUGAUGGAGCCGCACCAUCCCCACCCCAUCUACGGCAGUCACCACAGCAACGGCAGACAGCUCCGGCAACAGCAGCAGCAGAACCAGCCGCAGGGCCAGACCUCGCAGGGCCAGCAGGGCCAGGCGCUGAUGCCUGUCUCUUCCCCGCAGAUGCAGGACAGCAUCGAGCUGAGCCUCACCCACCACCACCAUCUGGGUCAGUCUUCCAUCAUGCAGCCACCCCCGUCGAGCUUGGACUCCAGUCAGUACGGCUCCUCCAACCUCCACUUGGGCCUCUCUGCCUUUCGGACUAGGACAGUCAUGGCCCCCCAGCAGCCCCCCUCCGCUUCCCAGCAACAGUUGCCACAGGCCCCAGCCUCCCAGGACAGCAUGGUCGCUGCCUCCGGUUUGGGAUACAUCCCUCCGUGCUACGCCGGCAGCAACAACAAUAACAACCCGGCCCAGGGAAGCGUGGGAGUAGGGGGCAUGCUUACCGGGGGGCCUCCGCCCAGAGGAGUGGGGGGAGCUGGGGGGCGGCCGGAUUCAGAGGAAUCCGCCAUGAUGGCAGUGUGCGGUAGUGGGAGUGGGAGCGGUCAGAGUGCAGCCAACUCUUGAUAAAUCUUGAACAAAUUCCAAAAGCCAUACGAAAAUUUUAACGAAAACGUAACAGUGACAAAAAAAUGCCACACCUACACACACACACACGAACGCGCGACACGUAGUCGAACGUAUAACAAAACAAACACACGGCCACACCGCAGAGAAAAACUUGUGAAAUAUCAAACCGUUGAUUUUGGUUUUUGGUUUCGUUUUGGUUUUGCAUGGGGAGACGGUCAGGGAGGGCACGAAUGGGAUGAUUUUAAAACUAUUUUUAUCCUUGUUUUCCUGUUAAUUUGUUUUUCUUUAAUCGAAGGAGAAGAGCAGCGGGCAAAGUGGUCGAAAACAGAAGGUUUCAGAAAGUUGGUUUUUACCAUUGUUAUAUUGUUAUUUGAUUUUAUGUCAGGUUUGCAGGUUUUUUCUUUUCGUUUUUGUGAGAGGAUUAAAAAAUUGAAUGUGUUUGUCAAGACGACAGCAGCAUGAGAGAGUUCCCUUAAUUUUGUUUUGCCGUAAUUGUACAUUUUUAAUUUAUUAAAAAUCACUACAUGCAGGAGAGAAACGGGAGAGGGCUAGAAGCGAUCGAAAUCGAGAGGUGGCUAUUUGUUCUGGGUUUAUUUAUUCAAAGUUUUAUUUAUACAGUUUUUUUACUGUUUGAGGGCGACUACAAGCAAACAAAACUAGGUUUGAGUUUUUACCUUUACUUCAGUUGUUUUUGUUUGUUUGCUUUUUGAUUAUAUAUCUCACCCAUACGACAGACACAAACACACACACACACACACAGGCACGCAGACACAUUUUUGUUACUUUUUUUAACGUUUCCAAACUCUAUCUCGCUUGACACACUGGCUUAUAUAUCUCAAACUAUGAAACGAAUCCUACGAAUGAAAUAAAGCAAAUGACAGAAACUCUUUUUAGUCACCACACAGUGAGAAAAACCAACUAACACCUAGAGGAGGAGGCUGAACCGUGAGCCGCUUUCACAAGGAGAGGCGUAACGUAACUCGACUUCACUUAAAGGAGGAAACGUCUUGGAAAAACAUCGCAACGUUUUGCCAGAAGGAAAACCAAAAUGCUUCCCUGUUGUUCGUUUCGAAAAUAGUCUGCCUUCUUCUAUUCGCCAUCUCACUCUAGACUCUCUCUGUCACCUCUCACUUUUUUUGGUUUUGUCUCUUUCUCUUGCUUUUCUAACCUUCUUUGUUUUGGACAGAAAACUAUGAAAGCGUUAACACAUUUGUAUUAACUCUGGAUAUGCUAAGCCAAAUCUUGCUGUAGCGCUCUCUCUCUCUCUCGCUCUCUCUCUCUCUUCUUAUUUUCUUUUUUUAGCACACGUUUCUGUUUGAAGGAUGAGUCCGGGGUGAGAUUUAGCAGGAGGGUGGAUUACUUUACUACGAAGGGACAUUUUCAUGCCCUCCUGACUGCGGCCCCUCCCACUCUGACUUCACAUCCUGCCUCUCAUUUUCUUUUCUCUCCUGUCUUUAUUCCCCACCACAACCACCACCACCACCACCACCUUCCUCCUUCACAACACUCUGUGAGUGCUGUUUGCCAUCAAGUCAAAAAAAGUGAACUACUCUCUCGGCUGCUAUCUCCACUCUCAACCAUGUUCGGAUUGCUGCUAAAGAAAACAGACAGAGAAAUAAAUAAAUGAAUAAAUAAAUAAAUAAAUAAAAAUGAAAACUUUUUAACCCUCCUGCUUCAGAAAAAUGAAAAAUAAACCACUGCAUCUCAUGUAUUUAUUACUAUUUAACAAGGAAAAAAAGAGAGAAAAAAAAUGAAUCUGUUUUCUGCUGUUUUUUUGUUUGCUUUCUUUCUUGGUACAGGUUAAAGCUUGACAUUUAUAUUAUGUAACGGAAACAUGGUAUUAAACAAGUGCCUCGAUUUAUUGGUCAGCCACUGGACAGAAUUGAACAGAAGAUGAUUAUAGGAGUUUGAUCAAGGUUUAUUAUAUGUAUAGCUAAAAUUCAAGCCUCAUGCAACUGUGUAGAAAUCCACUACAAUUCAAAAUUAUGUGAAACCUUCGUAUUGGAAGUAAGCUUCAGUAUGACUGACCGAUACCCAUAUAUUUAAUUAACUGAUGACAUCAUCAUCAUCAUCACCACCACCCAUUGUAAUCUGUGUACAUAGCAUUCAUGCAUCAUCCAGUUAACGUUAAAGCAAUGUUAGGGUGAAAUGUCAUUUUCAAGGUUAAUUCUAAUGACUGGGAUUCGAACCUGCGACCUCUAAGGCGACAGGACCUGCAAACUACCUUACUCUGCUCAGAUCAGUGAUGAUGACUGCUGUCCUUUAUGUUCUUAAUAACCAGUUAAAACUUGUAAUUGGCCGCACUGGCUUGACUUUACUUUGUCAUUUUUUUCAACAUCAUCCAUCAUGAGAACAUAAUGUCUGAAGUAUUAUGAUAUCAUCAGUUUUGGUUUCUCUAUUAAAGGGAGAGUUGCCUCUGUAGGUCCUCUAAGCUUGUUAUGUUUAGAAGACGUUGGAUAUCAGUUUGUCGCACUCACAAUGCACUGUCAGAAACGUGUCUGAGCACUGAUAAACUUUGAUAAUGCAGAUGUUUCCGAGCUGCUUAUAACACAAAUGCAGAUCUUUGUGUCUAUUAAGUCAUUAUUUAAGAAUAAAGGGAAAUAAA
Messenger RNA from Paramisgurnus dabryanus, 7243 nucleotides. It is a transcript of the gene dyrk1b, whose product is annotated as dual-specificity tyrosine-(Y)-phosphorylation regulated kinase 1B. Gene Ontology annotation, molecular function: protein serine/threonine/tyrosine kinase activity; protein serine/threonine kinase activity; ATP binding. The record is from RefSeq and is a predicted model, not a curated record. NCBI's taxonomy places the organism in Eukaryota, Metazoa, Chordata, Actinopteri, Cypriniformes, Cobitidae. Gene Ontology annotation, biological process: protein autophosphorylation; peptidyl-threonine phosphorylation; peptidyl-serine phosphorylation.